Molecule: messenger RNA, 1956 nt
Organism: Durusdinium trenchii
Lineage: Eukaryota; Dinophyceae; Suessiales; Symbiodiniaceae
Source: the annotation of a GenBank genome assembly
GGUUACUUCCCGCUGAAGCUUGCAUUUGAGCACGCCCGGGCACCCCGGGUCUUUCCUUGGGCUUGCAGCCAUGGCCCGCGAUGAGUUCAGUGGUGAGAAUCUGACGAUCGCCAGUGUGCAUGGAGACUCCAGCCAGGAGGUGUGCCGGAAGAGGUCGCAAGCGGAGGUAGAGGACAUUGCUGCCAAGGCAAAAUCCUCUUCAGGUGCUCCGACCUCGGGCGUGGGCUUCACGUUUUGUGCUUUACCGCUUUACCCUGUGCCUGAUUUCCCCCCUCUAGUCUAGUGUGACUUCGCCACUGUCCUCGAAAGCUUUUGCCACACAUGGCCCUAAUUGUUUCCAGCAACUGUUGCCGAAAUCAUUAUUUUCAGUCAUAGGCAGAGAGGUAUGGGAACAUGACCGGUUUCACGGAUUUUUGGUUGGUGGAAUUUGCUCACACAACAACUGCGAUGUUUCUUAAAACCAUUCGUUGGAACGAAUGGCAUCUAAUGGAACAGGAAAGAUCAUAAUGAAAUCUAUGUCAUCCAGUUUGCCUAGCUGCGCAUUUGAAGCAGCGAGUCGCAACUUGUUGAAAUGAGUUGUUCCAAUCACCUGAUGGCCUUAGGUCCUGAUCCGUUUGCUUCAGGCUUGUUGAGAUCGUUUUUUCAUUGCCAAAAGGCAGCUUCUUUGGCGAAGAGGAGAAAUCGAAGAAGGAGGAGUGGGUUUUCCCAGCCUUUGCCACUGCAAUGCAAGUAGAUUGGAGAAAUUGAAAACAUGAACAAGGACAAACAGCUAAUGUAGCUGCUGCAGCUGUUGAAGUGCCAUAGAAAAUCAUAGAAAACAUCGUCAGUCCACUGCACUAUCUCUUUGUAUCUCUUCUUCCUGGUCAUAGCGAGUUGCAUUGCCCCAGAUGUGUGCACUCACAUGUUUCAAGUGGUUCAAUUGAUGCUGCUGAACUUGCCCCCAACAUGCCGCGCCUGAGCCACGAUGCGUGUUCUUUGCCAAAAGACCAUGCGACGUGUAGAUGAAUCGAACAUGACGCGGGUAACUACGUGGGUCAGGGGAAGCCGGGGAAACAUGAAAAGUUUUUGAGCCAAAACAGGGCCCGAGUGCUUUCGGCCAAGGAUGUCUUUCCUGAAACACUACGCUUGGGACCUUGGUCUCCUUUGGCCAAAGUCUUCCUGGUGAUCUUGGUCUCCUUCGUCCUUUGCACAUUGCCCUUCCUCACCAGACCUGAAUUGCCAUCGACCAAGUGGAAUUGGACGUAUGCCGCGGUGUCAGCCUACAUGAUCUUCGUCCAAAAUCAGUCCGUCUAUAAGUACAAAUGGUUUCCUUUAGCCACCUACACUUGUUGGUCAUAUUUCCUCUUGAACCUACACUUCCUCUUCCACGCGGUGGAUUUCCCGCUGGCUGCUGAGCUUUUGCGAUUCCCCUCACUGGCAAUGGCCACUGUGACCACCACAGUUUGGUGGCUCGUGCUUUUCCCAGUGAUUCUGGGAUUUUGCGAUUCAAAAAGCCGGUCUGGCUUCAUGAAGCUGAACUUCAGCUUCUUCCUGAUGAAUAUGCAUCUCCUCAACUUUCCCUUGGCUUUAUCAUCCUAUUGGCUCUUACCACGAGCUUUGGUGUUUACAGACUUUUGGGUGGCCACAAUAGUUGCGAUCGUUUACUUGUUCUUCUACUUACUCGUUCUUGAUCCGAAUGGUGUGCAUUUGUACAUCAUUUUGUCACCACGUCCCUGGUGGUGCGUGCUAUCAUACUCAGGGAUUUUGGCGCUCUAUGCCGGACUUUUCCAGGCCUUUUCUCACCACCCUCACCUUGGUUGAAGCCAUGUGUUCGAGUGAGGGCGCUUGAUAGUAGGAGGAUGUCAUGGAUUUGUUGAGUGAGUGCCCUUCCUGAACUAGGGAUGGGCAUCAUUUCCAGGCACCAUCGACAUCCGUCGACCCUCAGGGCCGACCAAAACCACGGAGCGUGAGUAAAAA